This is a messenger RNA of Penicillium cinerascens, 1341 nucleotides long. RefSeq names its product phosphatase PAP2 family protein. Lineage: Eukaryota; Fungi; Ascomycota; Eurotiomycetes; Eurotiales; Aspergillaceae. Gene Ontology annotation, cellular component: inositol phosphoceramide synthase complex. Gene Ontology annotation, molecular function: inositol phosphoceramide synthase activity. The transcript is spliced from 3 exons. Bases 1 to 1341 code for a protein of 446 amino acids. The record is from RefSeq and is a predicted model, not a curated record. Gene Ontology annotation, biological process: inositol phosphoceramide metabolic process; sphingolipid biosynthetic process.
AUGGGUGCCGGUGCAAUUUUAGAGCCGUUGGUCGUCAUUGUCCUGCUUUUUGGAGGCACGUGGAUCAACCGGAUUACUUCAUCCGUUGUAUCUCCCAGCCAUCCUCGUCAAGGGUCUUCCCCUUACGCGCGAGGAACCUCUCCCGAUUCUUUGGAGUCUGGAUAUUCCAGCCCGACAGUCAAAGAUGGCCUUCUGAGCCCUCGGUGCCGUUCACCUGAGAUUCUCGAAGAAAGUUGGCACAAACGGCACGUUGGAAUCUUUGGCUUGUCCUUUUGCGUGACGACCCCAGCCACCGAGGUUUUCCAAGGUCGUCUGCUCAGUCGUCUGCUUCGAAAGCUGCCCUUUUUGGUGGAAUGCUGGUACUGGGCUCUUGUAUAUUGGACGUAUCAGCUUGGACGUGCAUUCACCGCUGUGACCCUCAAGGAAGAUACUGUUGAUUUUGCCCGACGACAUGCUCUCCAAUUGAUUCGGGUAGAGGAGAGACUGGGCAUCUUCUGGGAGCUCCGAAUCCAGCAUUUCUUCCUCCGGCAUCCUCCGGCUAUGACUUGGAUCAACUGGAUAUACUCGUUCAUCCAUAUUCCCGGUACAAUCGCGUUCCUCGUUUGGCUUUAUUAUUACACCAUCACUCGGAACCGCAUCGAUGAGUCCCAGCCAGGGAAGCCUCGGGGUUCAGUGAGCGGAUCACCUGCAGGGCCGUUGUUAUAUCAAGCACGGAGACGGACACUCGCCGUGUGCAAUCUCCUGGCGUUUGUCGUAUUCACCCUCUGGCCGUGUAUGCCACCUCGACUGCUCAGUGACCCGAACGUGGAAGGCCCGGAGGGAGAGCUGGCCCGCAGCUAUGGGUUUAUUGACACUGUUCAUGGAGUCAACGGAGCGGGAAGUGUGUGGACUGAAAACCGCUUUUGCAAUCAGUAUGCUGCGAUGCCGUCCUUGCAUUUCGGAUACUCGCUCAUGAUCGGCUUCACCAUCAUGACCAUCCCCCUCCCCCGCCAUCAUCGCCGCACGAUCCGGACUCGGUUGGUUCCCACUAUUGGGCUGCGCCUACCCUCCUGGCACCGGAUUCUUUGUCUUGUACUGGGUUUUCUUUAUCCGUUCAUGAUUCUGGUAGCCAUCGUGGCGACGACCAACCACUUUAUACUGGAUGCGAUUGCGGGGGCCUUGGUCUGCGCCCUGGGCUGGUGGUUCAAUGGUGUGCUUCUGAACUUGCUGCCAAUGGAGGACUGCUUCCUCUGGAUCGUACGGAUCCACAAACCGGAGUCAUCAUCGGUCAGAAUUGUCAAUACGUCUGAUGGCUGGGAAUCAGAAGGGGUGGAACCCGGCCAGGCUGUUUUGACGCCCUGA